AAUUCGGGCACUUCCACACUUUUGCCUUUUCACAGCGAAUAAAAGUUUGCUCGUUUAAGUAUUGUCCGCUGACGUCACUUUGAUUCCUUGAAGUGAGGCAGAAUAAACCUUGAAAGGACUCUCCUUCAAUCUGCCGUUCGUAACUAACACACACACACACACACACACACCGAGUCACUCACUCACACACACACACACCGAGACUCAAUUACUGCCCAAUUCCCUUCUUCAUCAUCUCCUGCUACACUGGCCUCUUCCAAAAGCAAAUCGAAAAAGGAAAACAAAAAGCAACGUUACCUGAAGUGAUACUUCGACCCCGAUCGAGGCGGAAUUACACGAAGUGUCAAAACUAAGGGUGGACAAGCAGUGAUGUCACACAGCUGAGGACACUCCCACUCAAUAUGGAGUCUGGAGAACGGCUGGCCUCGCCUUCCACCACCCCGGCCUCCGUCCACACCGCCACCUCUGCAUCGUCAUCUUCCUCCUCUUCCUCUUCCUCAUCCACAGCAGCCUCCAAUGUGAAGAGCAGCCUGAACCACGCAGCCACGGCCUCGCUCGGCACAUGCGGUCCAAUUUUUGGGUUGACGGGCGGUGACCAGCCCUUCAGCGUCAGCUCAGUGACCUCUCUGCCCAGUGCGUACCCGCUCAUGGCCCACCCAGCCUUUGGUCUGCUAUCACCGGCGACAGCCCGCCCAGAGUUUGGGGGUCUAGGAGGACUGGGGGUCUCUGCUGCCCUCGCAGCUCAUCCACAACUAGGAGCCUUCACAGAAUGGUGGAGAGCAGCAGAAGCACAUGGACGGAGUUCUCCAGCCUUCUUCCCACCUUUUCUGGGUCUGCCGCCUAUGUUUGCCCCGCCGCUUCACAACCACGAGGCCAAUCCUUACACAUCCAAAACACCCAACAAGAGAAGUCAGGCCUCCAAAGGUGUGAAUGGAGCUGUGAAUGGUCGUUCACUGUCUCCAUCUGCGGCUAAAGGAGCAGUUUCGACUUCUGCCUCCCCCUCCCCCGCGCUCCGGCCCCCUGAACACAGCCGGACACUCAACGCCAAAGCCCGCGACCGCAAGGCCAGUCACCAUAGCAACAGCACAGGGGAGCUUCAGGAGAAACCCUCGCAGAAACCUAAAGAGAAGAAAGCCCGUAAGAAGCAGGUAGAGGGGUCUGGUGUAAGCGAGAGUGAAUCUGGAUCAUCGCUGGAUACUGACAGCGACGGAAUGAGCAGCAGUGAUAUUGAUGAUCUUGGAGAGGAAGAAGAUGAUGAUGAUGACGAGGAAGAUGAGCAGAGUAAAGACAGUGAGGAGUCAGACUCAGAAAAGGAACGGCAGAAAAAAAAGAAAAUGAAAAUUGUGACGCCAAACUCUGGGCUCAGUAAGAAGGAAAAGACCAGGCUGUUGGAGGCCAAAGACUUCCAUGGAGGCCUGCUGGGCAGUGCACCUUUAGAGCCCUCUCCUCCAGUGCACCUGCAUCGCUCUCCACCUCCUCCAGGCCUGUCUCAACCCCCUCUGCUAUCGCUAUCAGGCGGCAGAGCCAGGGAAAGACCCCUCCACACCAGUGUAAUCCAGUCCACUGGCCUGGCUGCAGGCGCUAAACCGUUAGCGCUAAUCGCACAGUCACGUCGAGACAUUUCUCCUAAACAUUCUCCACAGCAUCGCACCUCCUCUCCAAAAACCGCAUCAGCCACUACCAAGCCCCUCACUUCCUCACCUCAGCCCCUCCCACUCUCGUUAUGCUCCUCCCCCAAACCACUAUCAGUCCCGUCCCCUCCAAAAUCCCUCCCCCUGUCUUCUUCCCCCAAACUGCCCCCUCUCACCCCAUCCCUCAAAGCGCAGUCUCGAGCUUCCUCCCGCAAGUCCCAGUCUCCAGCGCUGGACGCUCUGACCAGCAGGAAGAUUCUGGAAAGUUCUCUGGCACAAGUCACUGCUGACUACAGGCUGAAACAGUCUUUCCUGUCCCAGGACCAGAAGUUUCCUCUCCAGUUAAAGAAACAACAGGACCCAUAUAAGAUAAACAAGAGGACAGAGGCACUCACGUCCUCUUCCUCAUCUUCAUCCUCCUCCUCUGCGCUCCCUCUUAAGCUCAGCUCCGAAGCAUCAGGUAGGACCAAGCCCCCUGCAUUGCAAGGUGUGUCCUCCUCCACUCUACCUUUCUCUCAUGGCCUGCUGGGUCUGGGCCAGCCUAACGGAGUCGUCCCGAGCACCCAGGAUAUGCCGUUGGCCCUUACCACCAAACCUCGCUCAGAUGUGCCCGUCAACCUCAGUACGGGAGGCCGUAAGAGCCCCGCCUCUGCGUCUCCCACUCCUAACCGCACCCGUGAGCCCCGGAAGAGCAAGACUCCCAAAGCAUUAGAAGCCUGGAAGGGUUUAUCCCAGAACCACCUGGUGCAGUCUCUGGUUGACCUCUUUCAACACAGCGGAGCUGAGCAAAAGCUGCCCAGCAGCAAAGACUCAGAUGACUCUGCUGAGGACGAAGAUGAUGAGGAUGAUGAUGUGGAGGACGAAGAGGAUGAUGACGAAGAGGAUUCAGAUGACAGUCUCUCAGAGUCAGACAGUAAUUCAGACAGCGAGAUGAACGGCUCAGAGGGUGGUAAAAAGAAGCGCAAGGAUGGAGUCAUGGAGAUGGACACCGAUGGAGAGAAGACUCCUCAGAAACUCAGCAAGGGGUUUUCCCAUCUGAACUUUUCCACGAAUCACAGCCUGUCUGACUGUCUGCCACUAAACCUCCAAGUCAUUAAGCCCUCCAGUGUGGCCACGCCCACCGUUGUGAGCAGCUCCGGUGCCUUGACCUAUCACAGCUCUCCCUCCUCAUCAUACUCUGUUGGCACCUCUCCAGGCUCUGCGAAGAGAAAGCGAGUGAUGAAUGAAGAUGAUUUACGGAUUCCGCUGGAAAUGGGCUGGCAAAGAGAGACCAGGAUGAAAACAAUGGGUGGUCGACUGCAGGGAGACGUUGCGUAUUAUGCCCCAUGUGGCAAGCGCCUACGACAGUACCCGGAUGUCGUAAAGUAUCUGUCCAGAUACGGAAUAACUGACAUCACACGUGAUAAUUUUAGCUUCAGUGCAAAAAUAAGGGUUGGUGACUUCUAUGAAGCCAGAGAAGGACCCCAGGGUUUGCAGUGGACUCUUCUGAAAGAAGAAGAAGUCAUCCCCCAUAUCUUGGCCAUGGAGGGUCGGCGAGGUCGUCCACCCAACUAUGAGCGGCAGUCGAGGGGCGGCAGCGAAGUUUCGGGCAGCCGGCGGCGAAAGGGCCGCCCCCCCAAUCUAGGAGAGAGCGAAUUCCCAAGUCCCUCCGAGGCCAAACUGCUGCGCAAGCUGGAGGCUCAGGAAAUCGCCCGGCAGGCGGCUCAGAUGAAGCUCAUGAGAAAACUAGAAAAACAGGCACUCACUCGGGCUGCCAAGGAGGCCCGCAAACAGCAAGCUAUCAUGGCCGCAGAGGAGAGGAGGAAGCAAAAGGAACAGUUGAAGAUUUUCAGACAGCAGGAAAAGAUCAAGCGUAUUCAGCAAAUCCGUAUGGAGAAGGAACUCCGAGCACAGCAGAUUCUCGAGGCAAAGCGGAAAAAGAGAGAGGAGGCUGCCAAUGCCAAAAUGUUGGAGGCGGAAAAGCGAAUAAAGGAGAAGGAGAUGAGACGCCAACAUGCUGUUAUUCUCAAGCACCAGGAGAUGGAGAGGCAUAGACUAGAUAUGGUAUGGGAGAGGGAGAGGAGGAGACAGCACAUUAUGCUAAUGAAAGCUGUGGAGGCUCGGAAAAAAGCUGAGGAGCGUGAACGCCUCAGGCAAGAGAAACGUGAUGAGAAACGGCUCAACAAGGAGCGGAAAAUGGAGCUCCGGAGGCUGGAGCUGGAGAUGAUCCGUGAGAUGAAGAAACCCAGUGAAGACAUGUGUUUGACAGAUCACAAGCCCCUUCCUGAGAUUCCUCGUAUCCAUGGUCUGGUUCUGCCUGGGAGUGUGUUUGCAGACUGCCUGAUGGUGGUGCAAUUCCUGCGGAGCUUUGGGAAGGUUCUUGGCAUGGAUCCCUCAGAAAUGCCCACUCUGGGUAUAUUGCAGGAGGGACUGCUCAACCUGGGCAACAGCAUGGGGCAAGUGCAGGACCUGUUGGUCCGGCUUCUCUCGUCUGCUGUGUCUGACCCAGGAUUGCCUCAAGGACACAGGGCUAAGUCUAUCUUGGGUGACCACCUGACCAAUGUGGGUCUGAAUCGGGACAACGUGUCUGAGGUUUUGCAGCUGUACAUGGAGGCUCACUCCUCUCAGACUGAGCUAGCUGAUCUUGCUGCGAGUCUGCGGACCAAAGCCUUUCAGGCCCACACACCAGCUCAGAAAGCCUCUGUCCUGGCCUUCCUGGUAAAUGAGUUGUCAUGCAGUAAAAGCGUGGUCAGUGAGAUCGACAAAAGCCUGGAGCACAUGAACGUGCUAAGGAAGGACGAGUGUAUCGUGGAGGGCAAAUUGAAGAAAAUGAAAACAAUCUAUGCUAAACGGACAGGGAAACGUGAAGCAAUCACUGGAGGGGAGGAACCUCAGGCUGUGGGCGGCUCCGCCAUUGGUCACAAGCGCAAGAGGAAGGCUGGGGAUAGUGAAGAUGACGAAGAUGAAGAUGAUGACAGUGAGGACGCAGGGGAUGAAGAUGAAGAUGAGGAGGAGGAAGAGGCUAAAAAGGGAAAAAAGGUGGAGACGUGCGAUGAGGAUGAGGGAGACCCAGCCACAAGUGUUGAAGAGCUGGAGAAACAGAUUGAGAAAUUAUCAAAGCAGCAAAACCUGAUCCGUCGGAAACUGUUUGAGUCAUCUCAUGCCCUGCGGUCCAUGUCAUACGGGCAGGACCGGUACCGCCGCAGAUACUGGGUCCUCCCACAGUGUGGAGGGGUUUACAUAGAGGGGUUAGAAAGUGGAGAAGGGGUCAAGGAGCUGGAGAAAGAGCGUGAGAGGUUGAGAAACUUUCCAGUUGUGCAGGUCAAAGAGGAGCCCGAGGAAGUUCUGCAGCAUCACCAGCAUGAGGAGAUACAGGGGGCUGUGAAGGAGGAGGUGAAACAGGAGGAGGAGAAGCCCAUCGAUCCUGAUCAGGAGGCAAAUAAAGAGAUGCGCUCCUCCCCACUAAAAGAACAGCAGGAAACAGAGCUUGUGACCACGCCCCUUCAACCACCAGAACUCCGCCCCUCACAAAGCCCCCAGUGUCAGGAAUUGCCUCACACACCUGUCAAAGCCAAGGGACUCUGCCACACCCACAAUGGCUGCCCCACAAUGGAAACUAUAUCAGCAUCAUCUCCAGCUCACUCUCCAACUACCUCUAAGCUGACAGAGGCCAGCAGCCCAAGCGCAGAGCACACAGUCCCUCCUCCUCUGCAGCUGGGCAUCCCUGCGCACAUCCUGCAGACGCAGCAGCUGGCGCAGACUCAGCUCCUGGCCAAUGACCAGCUGCUCAAGGUCCUCAGUGAGCGCAGCGGGCACUGGUUCAGCCUGCUGCCUCGCUCACCCUGCGACGACACCUCCCUCAUCCAGCCGUCUGCACACCCGCAGUCCUCGCCCUGCAGCAACACCGCCAGCACACGGCCCAAAACUCCACCUCCACCAUCUACCUCCUCUCUGCACCAUCAUCUGCUUCCUCUUUCUGUGUCUGCAAGCCCUCUGAACCCCUCACCGGGUGGAAUCAGCAACCUCAGUUUGCAGGUGAAGGCAGGUGGAGCUCUGAUUGGUUUGCCUUUGGGUAACUGGUCCGGUGGGGUCAUCAGCCCCAAUCUCCCCCAAUGUAGCAGCCCCCUGCACAUGUACCCCUCAGUGGAGGGCAGUGCCAGCCCCCUGCUAGCACCCAGCGUCUCAACCAGCAAAAGUGGUUCUCCUGUUCCCACUGUGGAGAAGCUUACGUCUGUUCCUUCUCCAAUGGCACUGGACCUUCCUAGGAAUCACGACCACCCCAAACCCCUGCCCAUACCAGAGAACAUGCUGCUGGGCUGGUGGAAGGUAACAGACAUGGAGAAGCUGAAAGCGCUAGUGAAUGCUCUCCACAGCAGAGGCAUCCGAGAGAGAGCCCUGCAGAAGCAGCUGCAGAAAUCCAUGGAUCUCAUUGCACAGACCUGUAACAAGAACCGAGAGGGAUCUGUGCGUUGUGCUUUUGUGUGUUGCAGGGGAGAGGAAGAGAUUGCUCCAGGGAUGAAGCUGUGGCGGAAAGCUCUGAAUGAGCUACGCAGCUCCUCUCAGCUGGCCAUGUGUCUGCAGCAGCUCCAGAAAUCCAUCGCCUGGGAAAGGUCCAUCAUGAAAGUGUACUGUCAGAUGUGCCGAAAGGGCGAUAAUGAAGACCUGCUUUUGCUGUGUGACGGCUGUGAUAAAGGGUGUCACACCUAUUGCCACAAACCCAAGAUAACCAACAUCCCAGAGGGAGACUGGUACUGCCCUGCUUGCAUCUCCAAGGCAAGCGGUCAGCCACCUAAAUCUAGGAAGACUCCGAAUCGUACACCACCAGCCAGUGGAGGAAAAAAGGCGACAGAAGCAGCCAAGAAAAGCAAGAAGCAGACUGAGACGUGUGAAGAAGAAGAAGCCAACAGCAGCAACAACAGCACCCCAAAGAAAGCAGCUGCCACCGCCACUCAGUCCAAGAAGAACCUCUCCACCCCCCCAGCACCCAAACCAGACAGCCCUGCCUGUGUAAAAAGAGCCAAAACAGCCAGAGACAACAACCGGGACCUGGGCCUCUGCAGGAUUCUGUUGGCUGAACUGGAACGUCAUCAGGACGCCCGGCCCUUCCUCACACCGGUUAACCUCAAAUCUGUACCAGGGUACCGCAAAGUCAUUAAAAAACCUAUGGACUUCUCCACUAUCCGUGAAAAACUCGUCAGUAGCCAGUAUCAGAAUUUAGAAACGUUCAUCAUUGAUGUCAACCUGGUGUUCGACAACUGCGAGAAGUUCAACGAGGACAACUCUGACAUCGGCCGAGCCGGGCACAACAUGAGGAAGUUCUUUGAGAAGCGGUGGACUGAGCUGCUGAAGCAAACUAACUGAGGUGGUCUCGGACCACCACGGGCUGUCAUUUCAAACCUGCAACCGGGGCUCAAAACAAGUCUCAGCUCUUUCUACGACACGGAGCCUUCAGGACCGACCAAUCCCACAUCAACACCCAAAGAGACACAAGACAGCGGGUGUCUUUGUGCAAUACCAUUUCCUUCUAGAAAAGAGAAAUCGCACUGAAAUUUCAACCAUCAGAGCUGUACUAAGGAGAAAGGUCCCUUUCCACUACUUGUAAAUAUCUUUUUAUUUUGGUUUUGUAUUUUUACUUUAUCGUUAAUAUUAUAGUGAAUGUAUUUAAUUUUUUAAAUGAUUAUUUAUGACUAAAUAAAAGAAAGGUCCACUCUUCAUUUUCUAUGAAAAGGAAGAAACAGCAAAACCGCUUUAGAUCUAAUGGAAUGUUUAUUUGUUUGUGUUUUUCCUCUCCAAAUAUGAAACCAAGCCAAGAAAAAAAACUGUUUACACUGUUCUGUGCCAUGUGGCAUCAGAGUAUUCAACCCUCUGAACGUGAACUAAUGGCAUCACUGUACACACACACACACACACACACACAGACAAGCAGGAGGCACCCAUGUGUACAUACUGUCUAUUAAUGUCAAUAUAUUGAGUCUUGUUUGGAAUGAUGUGUACAUAUUGUUUCAGACAUUGGAUAUUGUUUAUGCCUUAGAACGUUUGUAGCAAUUCAUUUUAGUCUUAAAGUGAUUAAUAAUAUGCAUUUAUUGUUUGUACAGUAUAUACAUAUCCUCUACAAAACACUGUGGUCUCCUUAAUCUUAGUAGUGCCUGCCCUUCAGAACAGGGUAUAGGGAAAAUUAAUUUGUUCCUUCUCGUUUUGUUUAGUUUUUUCCCCUUUUUUGUAAUGUUAUUGUUUUCUUAUACAAAACACAUCAAGGCCUCCACUCAAAGGCAUACUGUACGAAACUCUUAUCUGAACCCAUAUGAAAACUGUUGGAGUAUUCUUCAGUAUCGCUGGCCCCAGAGGCGCUCUGAGAUGGACAGCAGGCGUUCUGUAACCACAUGUGUCUGAGUCUCCCGCGUGCAUCGUGGCCCACUGGAGGCAGAUAGAACAGAGUUUUUUUUGUACCUGCGUCAGAGUACUUGAAGUUAUUUUAUUUAAAGAUAUUGUGGGAAACAAAUGGUAGCGUUCUUUUUGUAGAAGCAUUAUUUUUCACUAGUGUGUGUGUGUGUGUGUACGUGAGAGUGCGAGCGUGUGUUUGUGCGAGUGUGUGGAUGUUUGGCACGGACUUAUUAAAAGGAUGUUUUUAAAUCCA
Messenger RNA from Sinocyclocheilus grahami, 8244 nucleotides. Its product is annotated as bromodomain adjacent to zinc finger domain protein 2B-like. Gene Ontology annotation, cellular component: chromatin. The coding region runs from base 402 to 6971 and encodes 2189 amino acids. Gene Ontology annotation, molecular function: DNA binding; protein binding. The record is from RefSeq and is a predicted model, not a curated record. NCBI's taxonomy places the organism in Eukaryota, Metazoa, Chordata, Actinopteri, Cypriniformes, Cyprinidae. The transcript has 36 exons.